Messenger RNA from Xiphophorus maculatus (southern platyfish), 4376 nucleotides. It is a transcript of the gene arhgef33, whose product is annotated as Rho guanine nucleotide exchange factor 33. The coding region runs from base 249 to 2771 and encodes 840 amino acids. The record is from RefSeq and is a predicted model, not a curated record. The transcript is spliced from 17 exons. Gene Ontology annotation, molecular function: guanyl-nucleotide exchange factor activity. Lineage: Eukaryota; Metazoa; Chordata; Actinopteri; Cyprinodontiformes; Poeciliidae.
CCACUUCUGAUCUUCUUACCCUCUAUCCAUUCAACCGGCCGAAGACAAGGAGCUUUUUGUACAGAACGGGGAAUCACAGGACUCACAUGCUUCAGUAAGGAGAAACUGAGAGAUUGCAGCAGAUGAUAGACUUCCUCAGAAGAGAAGAAGACUGGCGAGGAACGGGCUGAAGUCAGAUUUGGGGCUGGACAAGGUACCUCAGAACCGCGCGAACCGAGCUGGACUGGGCUAAAAAGGACUACCUGAAGAUGGAGAAUGACGGAACAGAAGCCGAGGAGAAGGUUGAAGAUCUGCCCGAAGAUACAACAGAAGGUGUGGAGGAACGUCCCCGGGAGAUUUCUAAGGUGCAGGGCCUGCUGGUGGAGCUGCGCGAGGGGCUCCGCGCGGCCGUGGCCGAGCUGGCCGAUCUGCGUCAGAGGGACCACGUUUUGGAGGAGAAGCUCCAAGCACAUCAGACUGAAGUGGAUGAUAAGAUAAUGGGCCUCAAGAACUCGCUCAACACAUUUAAGGAGGAGCUGAAUGUGGCAUUGUUCCACAUUAGAGAUAUGUCCAACAGACAAAGGGAGGCGCAGAGGAGGAUGGAGCUGCUGCAGAUCGAAAGCAACAAGGAUAUAAUCCCCCUUCCACACAGGUCCAGCAGCAGGAAGAGCUCCAGGUCAGACGUGCUGGCAUUGUCCGGGGAGGAGCACAUCUGCACACCCAGCCAAUCAGAGCUCAGCGUUUAUCAGAGCUUUUCCCCGACUCUGCCUCAGGGCGAGUCGCCGCAGAGGAGCAACACAUCUACACAAAGCGAGUCUGUUUGCCUGGGCAAAAGUUCAUCCAUGCUUGCCGCCACUUGUGACCAGGAGGCUCAGCAGCAGCAGCAGAAAUCUCCGUCAUGGGGAGACAAGACGAACAACAGAGACCAGAUGGAAAUCUCCAACAAUCAGACUGAAAACAAUAAGCGACAGCGGGCCGCGCUGGAGCUGCUGGAGUCGGAGAGAGUCUACGUGUCCCAUCUGUCUCUGCUACUGAAGGCCAACAUCUCCUUCAACGGAGCCGAAGCCCCGACUAUGAAGGACAAACGUCCUUUCCCCAGCUCCUUGAGGUUUUUGAUCCAGCAGCACCUGGAGCUCCUUCACACUCUGCAGGAGCGCGUGCUCAGGUGUCAGUGGCAAGGCAUCAUGGGAGAUGUGUUCAUGAGGCUCACUAGCAAAGAGAGUGAUUUCCUGGACUUCUACGUCUCCUAUCUGAAAGAGCUUCCCGAUUGUCUGUCCGUUGUCACCAUGCUGGCGUCCAGCUCCAUGAAGUCCGCUGCUUUUGUGGAUCGUGACGUUCUGGGCGAUGAAUCCAGACCUUCGCUUUACACCCUGCUCCUCCAGCCGGUCCAGAGGAUCCCAGAAUACCUGCUGCUGUUACAGGGCCUGCUCAGACAGACAGAUGCAGAUCACCCAGAUUACUACCUGCUGCUGGUCUGCAUCCAGCAGUUCAGGUCCUUCACUGCGCAGCACCACCACCUCCUCCAGCACAACCAGGAGCUUCUGCUGCUCAACCGCAAGGAGGUGCAGAGUUUGCUCUGCUCCACCAGCAGGUCCAACAUGAAGCAGCUGUUAAAGACAGUGGAGGGAGGGAUUCAAACUAACAUUAGUUCACCUUAUCCUGGCAGUAAUGCAAUACUGGAACAUGCUAACAUGGUGAAGCGCCGGAAGCAGUGUCUCCUGGAGCAGAUCCAGUCCCACCGCUUCCAGGACUGGGAUCACAGUCAAGAUCCACAGGGUCGCUGCUAUAACGCAGAGUGGCCGUCCCAGGUGCCGUUCUUCAGUCACAAUCUGGACUCACGGAAUCCAAAACAAACGGGUCUUGGCAGUAUCCCAGAAACUGAGAUGUCUGAGAGAUCAUGUCAGCACAAUCAGGUGCCCACCAGACCGGCUGAAUUUCGUCAGGUUCAGCCCGGCUCGGCUCUGGCCGAUGCCCUCGGGGAGUUCCUCCUUCCUCCCGACCCUCCAGGGAUGGAGAGUCUCUAUGACGAAGAUGGGGUCUCCCUUCACGACACAUCUCUGUUCGAUCACUGUUCAUCGGCGUCCUCAGACUCCUCCAUCGACAUCGCCUUUGUGAAGUGCCCCAAAGUCCCCCAGGGAUCUCAUCAUGCGGUGGCAAUCAAUGUGCCGACAAACCGAGAUGUCUUUGGCAAUGGAGGAAGCCCAGGUAAUGGUUACAGCAAACUGCCAAACCGGGGUUGUGUGUCACCAGACGAAGCUGUGACAAGACGCAAUCUCCAUCGACCACUUCAAGCCAGCCAGCGUAAGAGUAAGUCACUGAAUGGCCUGCAGAUGGAGAACACAGUGAGUGGUCUGGAUGUGGGACCACUUUCAGACCACCUCCUGAGAGUGGGACUGGGCAGCCACGCCAAGCUGGAGCGUCAGGGCAGUAAGGGCAGUAAAUGUUCCACCCCGUCGCAUAAAGUCCACAGUCCCCUGGGGAACACGGACAAACAGAGUCCAGAUCUUCACGGACUGCUCAACAUUGACUCGGGCAUCCAGUCAUGGGCUGACGAGUCAAAGUGGAGGAGCACAACAGAGGAAAAUAAUCACACCCCCUUCAGCGAGAGGAGUCGCAAGGACAAGGGAGGCUUCAGGAGCUCGUUCAAGAAACUCUUCAAAAAGAAGGCUGCUGAUGAGAAGAAGGAGAAGGGAGGAGAAAAGACACCAGAGAAUCAAAACGGUGAACAUGAAACGUCGAUGAAAACUCCCAAACUGGUUCACCUGGAGAUAAACCGUGGCACAGCUGUAUAACUUGUGCUUAGUGGGUAUUUUCCUGCUUUGUAUAAACAUUGUAUGAGCUACACAACGACCUUUCGCAAAUUGAAACCUGUGUUUUGUUUUCUUCUGUCCUACCCCCAAACCUUCAAACUGAAGGAAAGCACUAGUUCAAAUACCAGUGAUAUUUUUUUUUAAUUUAAACCACAAAAUGUUAAAUUCAGCCGUUUUCAGUUCUUUGCAACAUUGAAGAUUGAUUUAAUAGCAUCAAAAUGAUGAGUUGUAAUUUUGUUUUCAGUCAGCUCGCGCUUUCAUCCCAUGAUUGUAAUCAAUUACAAUUUUCUUUUGUUGCUUUUCUUUUUGUCCAACUAAUCCAUUCAUGCCAGUUUCAGCCUUUUAAUCAGUAGGUUUUUUUUAAACUCAAACUAUAAAUUCCAGACAUGACUCCUCUGUUCAUCUUAGUUACGAUAUAUCCAGAAUUGCUGCAAUAUACUCAGGAAAUAUUAACAGCUACAAUGUUUAUGUUUGUAAGGGCUUACUGUGCUUAUUUAAAUGUUCUUGUGUUUUUCCUGCACUAAAUUUAUCUUGAGAGAGAAAUAUACUCAAUAAAAGUUCUCACUGGCUAUUUUUCUGGCGAUCAGCAGAUCGUUGAAUUAUUGUAACACUAAAAGACGCCAACAUCUAUUAGCACGUUGCAACCUGAAACUGUUCAAAUUCACAGUACCACACAGAUGUUUUCAUAAUCGUUGAACUUUUGCCUACUUUGUUUUAUUAUAACCAUAAACGUUGAUGUAUUUUAGAAGGAUUUAAUGUAGUAUACCAGUGCUAAGUCGUGCGCGAGUGUGAAGUGAAACAAAAAAUCUUCUCAAAAGUGUGGGCAACUUUAUCCCUGAUCACACAUCGUUGCGUUCAAAGUUUUAAAACACACAAAUACUUUUGCAGUAUUUUAAGGCAGCGCAAAUGAACAAAUCACAAGACAGCUGGAGGCUUCAGUUCCUUCUUUUUAAUGUGUUAACCUGUCAUCUCAUAAAUCUGUUACACUUCUGAAACAAAAUAUAGGCAAUUAUACAGUAUGUAAAACAAACCCAUUUUUAUUUUACACUAUUUACACUUUAUAACGUUUUGCAUUGCAUUAUGAAAACAAAACAGAGGAGACGUCACCUGCUGUGGGUUUUUUUUUUUUUUUUUUUGCUCAACAUCGGGAAGGAGACGAGGAUCAAACGGAGUUUGGGGGAAAAACUUGAAAUACUUAACACUGAUCAGCUAAUGAGCAGCAGGCAGGUGACGCUUCCAACUAACGAAAUCCCAACGCGGUGAUGUUUAUGCCACUUAGAUCUUCUUUCAUCCAGAAAAUUCACACAUCUGGUACCCAAAACAUCUUAAAACAGAUUAAUUCUACAGGAUACUUGACUCGGGUUGAGCAGAGGCUGUUUGAAGACUUCGUCUGGUUUCAGCAUUUUUAGGAUCCCAUAUGAGAGGGAGGAAGUUGGGGAAACGGCAUAAUGCAAUCGAACAUGAACUCUUGAUGGACAUUUUCCCAUGCCUGGUACGGUUAAAAGUCAGGAAAAGGAAAAAGAAACGACAUGAAGCAACCGAAACAGUUUGGUCAAGAAAAUCCACAAGCGUUUCUAAAAAAAAAAA